AUGAGGGAUAAUGAGCCACUUCCUUGGGAAAUGCGUGUUCGAGUUGCAGAUUUUAUCGCACAAGCGCUUGAUCACUGCAACAUCACAAACCGAAAGAUCUAUCAUGAUUUGAAUGCAUACAGAAUCCUCUUUGAUGAGGAAUGCGAUCCUCGUCUAUCAACUUUUGGUCUCAUGAAGAAUAGUAGAGAUGGAAAAAGCUAUAGCACUAACUUGGCUUAUACUCCACCUGAGUUCUUACGAACAGGUAGCAUCGUCCCUGAAAGUGUGAUUUACAGUUAUGGAGCUAUUCUCUUAGAUCUUUUAAGCGGCAAACACAUUCCACCAAGCCAUUUGGUUCAGAUGAUGCCUCGUACAUCUGCGACGGUUUGCGCGAGACGGUGUUUCUCCUUCUUAAUGACGGACGAGCCGAACCUUGCGCCGAGAGAUGCAAUGCAGGCUCAGGUUACCGUACCGGAGUGGCCUACCGCGUUUUACUUGCAGGCCUUAGCACUUUCGAAGCUUGGGAUGGAGACUGAUGCUAAUGAUAUGCUUAAUGAAGGUGCUGCGUUUGAUGCUAAGCGACAAUAA
Thlaspi arvense is the source of this 567-nucleotide messenger RNA. Lineage: Eukaryota; Viridiplantae; Streptophyta; Magnoliopsida; Brassicales; Brassicaceae. The record is from the annotation of a GenBank genome assembly.